Molecule: messenger RNA, 1047 nt
Organism: Lecanosticta acicola
Lineage: Eukaryota; Fungi; Ascomycota; Dothideomycetes; Mycosphaerellales; Mycosphaerellaceae
Source: the annotation of a GenBank genome assembly
AUGGGCGAAUCAAGGUAAGUCAAAACACAACAAUUGUGGGAACACACGGCAGUGAAGAGCAGCGGCGGCGGCGACAGUGACCAGCAUGGGCAGGACGACAUGGGGCGAUAUGGAGGACUUGAAUUGAUCAGCGGCAAUAAUUGGAUACACGAGACUUACACGCGCAUGUCACAGGCAGGAGCUGCUGACGUGGGUCAACGGCCUGCUCCAACUCAACAUGACCAAGGUUGAGCAAUGCGGUACCGGGUAAGUCUGAACAAUACUCCUUUACCAGCCGCCUAGUAACUUGAUUGCGCCAUGCUGACCACUAGAUCCAAUCCAGCGCUGCACUCUGCCAGAUCUACGACAGUAUCUUCCUUGACGUUCCAAUGGGUCGCGUCAAGUUCAACGUCAACUCCGAGUACCAAUACCUUGAGAAUUUCAAGAUCCUAAGCAAUGUGUUCCGCAAGCAUCACGUCGACCGGCCGCUGCCCACGGAGUCGCUUGUCAAGUGCAAGAUGCAGGACAACCUCGAGUUUCUUCAGUGGACAAAGAGGUAUUGGGACCAGCAUUACCCGGGCGGCGACUACGACGCUGUCGGCCGACGGAAAGGCGCAGCGCCCAUUGGUGGUGCUCCAUCGAUGGGAUCGAGCACGAGAACGUCCACAGCUGGCACCGGUGCUGCGCGCAGACCAGUCGGAGGCGGAGCUGCGGCGCCGCGCUCGAACAGUCGUCAGACCGGCGCCGCAAGCAGCGUCCUGCAGCAGAAGAAUGCCGAACUCUUGGAGACGGUUCAGGGACUCGAGCGCGAGCGCGACUUCUACUUCAGCAAGCUGCGAGACAUAGAACUUCUCAUCCAGCAAGCGAUGGAAGCCGACCCGUCACUUGAGGAGGAUGAGGGUAGCUUGCUCAAGCAGAUACAGACAAUUCUCUACUCAACUGAGGUGAGCGCCUAGCUAACCCAACUCCGGUCUAGAGAGGAUCAGCGCUAACAAGUAGACCCAGGAGGGCUUCGAGAUUCCACAGGAAGCCGAUGCCGAGCUAGCUGGCGAGGAGGAGACAUUCUAA